Messenger RNA from Microbotryum saponariae, 729 nucleotides. NCBI's taxonomy places the organism in Eukaryota, Fungi, Basidiomycota, Microbotryomycetes, Microbotryales, Microbotryaceae. The record is from the annotation of a GenBank genome assembly.
AUGUGCGGCGUCAUUGGAAAUAUUUACAAGCAAGGUUCUAUAAUAGAUCCUCACACGGACGAUGACGAAGACGGCGUCGAUCCCGCGGCCGAAGUCGAAGCCGAAGCCGGGGCCGGGGUCGAAGCCGAAACGGAGGCCGAAGCUAAGGUCGAGGUCGAGGUCGGAGUCGAAGUCGGGGUUGAAGUCGGAGUCAAAACGGGAGCCGCCGUCGUCGUCUGCAUCCCGUUCUCCGAUCCAGCGGUCGCGUGCGUCGAGGUGGCGCCUCCAGUGUCGUUCCCCUCCGGUUCAGUCGAAGCUAUCGAUGCGGAAUCAUCGUGGUCGCCGUCCGCGUCGUCCUGGUUGCCGGUUGCUGAAUCUGCGGGGUUAGCCCGAGGUCCCAACUGGGUCAUGUUCGUGCUAGAGGCACGAGAGGUCAAUGCGGUAGCACCACCGUGCUUCCCGUUUUUGCCAGCAACUCGGAAGCUGGUCGUCGAAGUCGAAGUCGAGGCCCCCGGAACAGGGGCGGCGGUGGCCGAAGUCGAAACGGGCUUCCUGCAGGCGCCCCACAGGUGGCCAGCGCAAGCCAGCGCGAUCGCAAAGCGCGCAGUAGUGCGUCUCGAAUUCGUGUCGCAAGCCGUACUUGGCGCCCAGGAUCUAGAUCUCCUGUGGCAAGCGGCGUUGAGCGCAGCCUUCUGCGUCUCGGCGGAGCCUUGGAAGAGAUUAGCAUGUAAGCGAAGAUACGCGCACUGA